CCCCCGGCUUCCCACCACGGCCGCUCUCGGCGAGGAAACUCUGGCCUCCGCUUCCUCCUCCUCCGACUCGGACACCGGCGGAGCCUCCCCGCCACCGCGGAAGAAAGCGCGGGCCUCCCCGGCGGCGGCGGCGGCGGAGGGAGCAGGAGAGCCCGGGGCUUCCUCGGGCAGAGCAGGCCUCACCUCGUCCCCGUCCCCCUCGCUCUCCGCCGGGCUCGCCCCCCUUGCUGCCAACCCCCUCAGAGCCAGCGGCAGUACCAGCAGCAGCGCCAUGCAGGCCAACGGGGCAGGAGGGGGUCAGCAGCAACAGCCGCCGCCGCCGUCGCAAAGUCCGGAGCUGGGCUGCCUCAACGCCCAAAACGGCGAGGCCUCGUCGGGCUCGUCCGCCGGGGAGCAACUGGCUCACGCCAACGGGUUGCUGCCGUCGGCCAACAACGGCGGCGGGGGAGGCGGCGGGCCGAGUGUCAACAACGGAGUCUCGGCCCCCGGGGGAUCCGCCGCCGAGAUGGGGGGAGGCAGCGGCGUCGGCGUCGGCGGCAGCGCCCUGAAGAAGAAGAAGAGGCUAUCGCAGUCCGAUGAGGACGUGAUCCGGCUCAUCGGGCAGCACCUUCACGGGCUGGGCCUCAAUCAGACUGUUGAUCUUCUCAUGCAAGAGUCAGGAUGUCGUUUAGAACAUCCUUCUGCUACCAAGUUCCGUAAUCAUGUCAUGGAAGGAGAGUGGGAUAAGGCUGAGAACGACUUGAAUGAACUUAAGCCUUUAGUGCACUCUCCUCAUGCAAUUGUGAGGAUGAAGUUUUUGCUGCUGCAGCAAAAGUAUCUAGAAUAUCUGGAAGAUGGUAAGGUUCUGGAGGCACUUCAAGUUCUGCGUUGUGAAUUGACACCACUGAAAUACAACACAGAACGCAUUCACAUCCUCAGUGGAUAUCUCAUGUGUAGUCAUGCAGAAGACUUGCGUGCAAAAGCAGAAUGGGAAGGGAAAGGAACAGCUUCCAGGUCUAAACUUUUGGAUAAACUCCAGACUUACCUACCCCCAUCAGUGAUGUUGCCCCCAAGGCGUCUGCAAAAUCUUCUGCGUCAGGCUGUGGAACUACAACGAGACCGGUGCCUCUAUCACAAUACCAAACUAGAUAAUAAUCUAGAUUCUGUAUCACUGCUCAUAGACCAUGUUUGCAAUAGGAAACAGUUCCCUUGUUACACACAGCAAAUACUAACAGAGCACUGUAAUGAAGUAUGGUUCUGUAAAUUCUCCAAUGAUGGCACUAAACUAGCAACAGGAUCCAAGGAUACAACUGUUAUUAUAUGGCAGGUUGAUCCAGAUACGCAUCAGCUAAAACUGCUGAAGACACUGGAAGGCCAUGCAUAUGGUGUUUCCUACAUUGCUUGGAGUCCAGACGACAAUUAUCUUGUUGCAUGUGGCCCAGAUGACUGCUCUGAGCUUUGGCUCUGGAAUGUACAAACAGGGGAGCUGAGGACAAAGAUGAGUCAGUCUCAUGAAGAUAGUUUAACAAGUGUGGCCUGGAAUCCAGAUGGAAAACGUUUUGUGACAGGAGGACAGCGUGGACAGUUUUACCAGUGUGAUUUAGAUGGUAAUCUCCUUGACUCCUGGGAAGGUGUGAGAGUUCAGUGUCUGUGGUGCUUGAGUGACGGGAAGACUGUAUUGGCGUCAGACACACAUCAGCGAAUUCGGGGCUAUAAUUUUGAGGACCUUACGGACAGGAACAUAGUACAAGAAGAUCAUCCAAUUAUGUCUUUUACUAUUUCAAAAAAUGGCCGGUUAGCUUUGUUAAAUGUUGCAACUCAGGGAGUUCAUUUAUGGGAUUUGCAAGACAGAGUUCUAGUGAGAAAAUACCAAGGUGUUACACAAGGGUUUUACACGAUUCAUUCAUGUUUUGGUGGUCAUAAUGAAGACUUCAUCGCUAGUGGCAGUGAAGAUCACAAAGUAUAUAUUUGGCACAAACGUAGUGAGCUGCCAAUUGCGGAGCUGACGGGGCACACACGUACAGUCAACUGUGUGAGCUGGAACCCACAAAUUCCAUCCAUGAUGGCCAGCGCCUCUGACGAUGGCACUGUUAGAAUAUGGGGACCAGCACCUUUUGUAGACAACCAGGAUAUUGAAGAGGAAUGCAGUAGCAUGGAUAGUUGAUGGUGAAUUUGGAGCAGACGACUUCUGUUUAAAUUAAAUUUAGUCGUAUUUUAAAUGGCUUGGGAUUUGGUGCAAACAAAACAUGAUUGAUAGCUGGACAGACAUGCUCGUCAUGAAAAAGAACCAUUUCUGAAGCCCGACUGGGGCCAAACAUUUUACCACCUUGCUUCAUAGUAAACAGUUGAGAUGAAGCACGUCGUUAGAACGUUGUUGGACACCAUGUUGAAGUAACCCCCCAUCGGUUGUGAAGAACUGUGCUACAUUCAGGCUAACCAUUGAACUCCGUAUAUACAUUUUUCCCUUCUGCCAUUUUGUCAGGCAGACUACUGUUCUUGUUGCUCUUCUGUGUAAUGAAGUUUAAAUGCUUGUUUGGAAAACCUUUUAUUUAACAGUUUAGAAGGCUUGAUAGAAAGAGUGCUUUAGUCUGAAGAGUACAUGUUGGAUAGGAAAGUAUUUCCUUCUCUUGUUUCUCUGAGUCUCUCCGCCUUAUUUAGCUUGAGAUCUUUGCAGCUUGGUUCAUGGAUUCUAGCCUUGCCCAUUGCGCAGUGUAUCUAAACCCAGAUGUUAAACCAGUGAAUGACAUUUAAAGCACUCUCAGUAUCACACUUGACAAAAAGGUUUUGUACUUUUCACAUAGCUUGUUGACCUAUAAAGGGGUUAACAGCACAAUUUUUAAAAAAAAAUAAAUUAUUUAUAGCAUUCAAAUGACUUCAUUUGUAUACAUUUGGAAUUUAAACCAGCUUAAAAAGUGUCAUCUACAAGUUAAUGCAGUAUAAGUGGUGCUCCUCUGGAGUGUUGUGUAAUUUGGCUGACAGGAGUUUUACACAGACUAUAUAAAGUAUUUUAAAAAAAGAAACUUUGUUUACCAACAAAACGAUUUGAGAGCUUUCAGAAUCGCCAACUAAACUAUUACAAUGUAAGUUCUGAAGUUAAUAAAUGAAAAUUCCAAAUUGGCCUUAACUUGUGCAAUGAUUCUUAUUUCAAAAUGAGAGUAGUACUGGUAGCAGUAUCAUCGAAAAUUAAAGAGUUGAUUGUCUCCUGUGAGUAAACUAUACACAUUGUACAAUUUUUAUAUUACACUCUCCCUCCAGGACAUUUUCUGAGGUGCUGGUGUCAGUUGCCUGGCAUUAGGUAUGGGUCCUGUGUGCAAAUGACACAUAAAAGGAAGCCAGCCUGAUGUUUGCCCUACUUAACUGUUGAUUUCAGAAUUUCUCCCUUCUAGUUAAAGGGCAAAAAUGCACUUAGGGGCAUUUUAAAGUGUAAAAACAGAAAAGAAAGUAACUCUUAAUAAAAAGAACAAAUACACACAUGCUUGUGGCACCAGCUAAAAUAGGAACUCAGAGAUGGAAAGAUGUCUUUGACUUCAGGAGAAGACAGACACAGGAUCAGAAGGAAAUAGCCUUUCUUGUGCAUUUUUGUUUGUUUGUUUGUUUUUAAACACACAGAUUCUGUGGUUAAGGACUUAGAGUUACAUCCGCUGCACUUGUGUUUAUCCCUUAACUUGGACUUGCGAUAUUUCCCCUUCAGCACCUUUUGAUCUGAUCAGAUUCCCAUUAGGAUUUCUUUAAAUAUCACCAAAGCAAGAAUAGGUGAUAUUUCUGUUCCUUGAUGUAGUAAUCCAGUUCUCUCUGAACAAACACAGAACACUAUUUUCAUAAUCAAAAAAAUCACUAAAAUGGUGACCAGAUUUACAGAGAAAUCUUUAAACAGAAUGCCUUUCUCUUUCAUCCUCUUACAUAAUGGAUUUAAGAGCAGUGAAGAAAUUUUCAUCCAUACUUUGGCCCAUCUUAAAUUGACAGGUUUCAGCUUUAUGCAGAAGUCUAAAUUACAUUUGAUAUUCUUGUCCAUUCACGCAUAUUUUAUUUGGCACAAUUUUUCCAUCUUACAGGCUUCUUAUACUCUGCCUUUAAGCCUGUGUAACAUUUUUUGCAGAUACUCCCAUUCCGUAUCUUUAAAAAAUCUUACCACUCUAUUGUAUUCACAUGGUGUUGGUACUGCUUUCUAAAACUACCCUAGGAGAUUGGAGUGGAAAUCAAGGAUGAAAUGAUCUAACAUGCAUUUGUUUGAUUUGCACUUCUUGAUUUCUAUAUUCAGUCUGGUGCUUGUAGUUAAGAAUUCUUAGCUCCCAUCCCAGUUAAUAAAUUUUGAGCCACUGAUUUUGCUACUUUUGAAAUGUAAAAUACCUGUGGGAAGCUAAAUUAAGAACACUGAAAGGAAUACACUGCUGCACAUAUAUUAAGGAAUCCCUGGAUGUAAAAACAACGUAAAUAAAGAGCACUUGAAGAGUGUUGGGCUGAAAGAAGCUUGUUUUGCAAGUGCCACUUCUAUAAUUGGUUGCAUAAUGCAGGCAAUGCAACUUUUUAAGUGGAAAAUUUUCAGAUGAUGUAAUUAACUUCUACUGUCUGGCACAGCCUUCUAUUAUGUAUAACACACUCAGCCACACCCCCCAAGUCAAUAUUUUCAGCAGCAAAGUUAACGGACUGUAUUAACCCUGCUAGGAUUCUUUGUGGAUGCACUAAACAGGUGAGCAUCCUCAUUUUUUCUAACAUACGGACUGAGAAGCAAUUCACAUUUGUAAUAACCAUAACUAUAUUAUUACAAUAAGAAGACACAGAAUAGGUGUAUCUGUAACCUUCAUUUUCAUAUAUAUUAGAUAACAUUUCUACUUCUGGCUGUAAAUCUUGGCACACUAUCUAAUUGCUGACCAUAUGUUACCUUGAGCUAAGAUCACGAGGGAAAAAAAUAUAAUAGUUUGAAUUUUGCCUUAGGUGUUUGUACCCAUCAAUUCCAAAAAAAAUGCACACCAGCUAUAAAUCACUACAAUAUCUUGCCACAAUGCUUCUGAACUUUUCAGGUAAGUCAUUUUGAAAGUAGGAGCACAAAAUAGGAAACAAUUUAAUUUUUACACAGUCCUUAAAAUAGCCUUGGAAAUAUGUGACUUACUUCCCUUGCUUUAACUUUUUCAUUUUUGAAUUAGGGGAGUAUAAGAGAAAUUUUAAUGACAUCAGAGAUGGAAAACGACCCAACUUUUGCCAAUAAUCUCUUUAUGGCUUCCAAGCAGAUUAAUUGUUGAAUGUAACUUAAUUUAAUGCUAGGUGUUUAGUGCCAUCUUAACUAAAAAAUAAAUAAAUCUUCCACCCCAAAGGAAAAAAAGGCUUUAAGUUAAAAUAUUUUCUCUUACCAGUCCUAUGCUGGCAAUAAAUAUAUUGGAGGAAAGAGAGUUCUUGUAUUUUUUUUUAGUUAACAGCAGAAGAAUGUCUAGUUUAUAAUUUUGGGGUAGGAACAGAAGGGAAAAAGACCCAGUUUUCAGUAGGACUUGGUGCCCUUUGUCAAUACCCCAAAGCACACGUUGCCUCAAUUUGAUGCAUUUCAAGUGAACUGUUAAACUGGAGUAUCAAUCAUAUAUGAUUAAAAUAUAUAUUGCAUUGGCUUGAGUCCAUUUUCAGCUGCCAUAGAACAAAUUGCUCAUUUGACAGACAUUAGAAUUUUGGAAACACUUUGACACUUUUUGAACAGGGUGGACUUAAGUGAUUUGUGCAGUGUUGUCUGCAGUAGCUGCUCUAGUUGCUGGAACACAAACUAGAAAACCUAUUUCCUCUUUGCUGACUUUGGAGGAUCUAGAUUCAGCAAAGUGUGUGUAUGUGUGGGUGGUAUGAAUGUGUGUGCGUGAAACACAAACAGUCAUGGAACCAAUUGUUCUAGGUACAUGUCAUGUUUUACUGCAUACUUUAAGUCAUGUUGUGCGUAUGUGAAUUGUCUAACUUUAAGAUUUUGGUUAAUACCAAUAUAUUUUUAUAAAUUUGAAAUUCAGUGUGCCCCAUCUUUUAAGUGUUUCAUUGUUAGGAUAAAUGUACUAGAUUUAAUUCUUAACACUUCUUGGCACAGAUGGAAAAAGUUACUGGCUCCUUGAAAAUGUAUGAGGAAGAAACGGAUCCUCAAAGCAUGUUAUGUACUUACAAACCAAGCUGUAGAGAUCAAGAAAAGAACUUUUAUUGUUCUCAAAUUUCUAAAUUGUCAAGAUUUAUAUGGAGUUGUGGUGGAACUAGUUAACACUUAGAGCUUUUGGUAUGUAAUGACUAUUUGCUAUGGACUGAUAUUAAAUGUUUCAAAGGAUUGCGUUCUUAAACUUCCUGGAUUUUUGUUACUCUCCUCUUGGAUUAUAUUAAGUAGCUUUAAAUUUCUUUAGUCUAUUACAUUAAAACAUAAGAACUUUGGGUCUCCAUAUUUAUUUUCACUUGUUUUUACUAAUUAUUUACAGAACACCAUAACUUUUUAAUUUUAUAAAUAUGUAGUAUAUUAAACAUCUCAAUGUUCAAUUCAAACUACAUUAAUUCCUGAUUUUGUUUUUAUUGGGGUUUUUAAAAAAAUGACACUUUUCCAUGUUGGUGCACAGCACUUAACAAAUAUUUGUAUUCCCUUUCUUUCCAAUUCAAUAAACAGAAUGAAUAACUGGA
Varanus komodoensis (Komodo dragon) is the source of this 6597-nucleotide messenger RNA. It is a transcript of the gene WDR26, whose product is annotated as WD repeat domain 26. Gene Ontology annotation, biological process: proteasome-mediated ubiquitin-dependent protein catabolic process. Bases 272 to 2143 code for a protein of 623 amino acids. Gene Ontology annotation, molecular function: protein binding. The record is from RefSeq and is a predicted model, not a curated record. The transcript is spliced from 14 exons. Gene Ontology annotation, cellular component: GID complex. NCBI's taxonomy places the organism in Eukaryota, Metazoa, Chordata, Lepidosauria, Squamata, Varanidae.